GUGGCUGCCGGGUGUCGCACGCCUUCCCUUUCCUUGCCUCUCCCUUUUACCCCGGCUCCCAUCCCCGCCCCCACGGCCGCUCCGCUCUCUGGCGUGACUCGGCAUUGAGAGCCCCGGGAGAAGACUCCGCGCUCGCUACCUCCUCUGUCCAGGCCUCGGCCUUCCUGAGCCUCCCUCCUUCCUCUCCCGGGUCUUCUUCAGUUUUGAAGCCGGUGGCUUCGCGGCCGCCCUGCCGGACUUCUGAGAAUGGUGGGUGUGAAGCCGGUCGGGAGUGACCCGGAUUUCCAGCCGGAGCUGAGCGGCGCGGGCUCCAGACUCGCCGUGGUCAAGUUCACCAUGCGAGGGUGUGGACCGUGUUUAAGGAUUGCCCCAGCAUUCAGUUCUAUGAGUAAUAAGUAUCCACAAGCAGUAUUCUUGGAAGUAGAUGUACAUCAGUGUCAGGGAACAGCUGCCACCAACAAUAUAUCAGCAACACCAACAUUUCUGUUUUUUCGAAACAAAGUGAGAAUUGAUCAGUAUCAAGGAGCAGAUGCUGUGGGACUAGAGGAAAAGAUCAAGCAGCACUUGGAAAACGACCCUGGAAGCAGCGAGGACACAGAUAUUCCAAAAGGCUAUAUGGAUUUAAUGCCUUUUAUUAACAAAGCUGGCUGUGAAUGUCUUAAUGAAAGUGACGAGCAUGGAUUUGACAACUGUUUACGAAAAGACAUGACCUUCUUGGAAUCUGAUUGUGAUGAACAGCUCCUUAUUACCGUGGCAUUCAAUCAGCCUGUUAAGCUUUACUCAAUGAAAUUUCAAGGGCCGGAUAAUGGUCAGGGUCCUAAGUAUGUAAAAAUUUUUAUCAAUCUACCCCGGUCUAUGGAUUUUGAAGAGGCAGAAAGAAGUGAGCCAACUCAAGCUCUGGAACUAACAGAGGAUGAUAUUAAAGAAGAUGGUAUUGUCCCACUUCGUUAUGUAAAGUUUCAGAAUGUUAACAGUGUAACUAUAUUUGUUCAGUCCAAUCAAGGUGAAGAAGAAACAACAAGAAUUUCAUAUUUUACUUUUAUUGGGACUCCAGUCCAGGCAACAAAUAUGAAUGACUUCAAACGAGUAGUUGGCAAAAAAGGAGAAAGCCACUAAGGUACAAAAGACACUGGAAGACUAUAUUGCAGUCAGAUCUACAGCUCCUGGAUAAUUGCUUGAUUCUCACCAGAGACUUUCAAUAUUUCAUUCAUUGCCAUUACCAAUAAAUCAUUGCUUUUGUUCAGAUGAUAUCACUAGUGUUUCUCUUGUAAUCUUACUACAUGGAAUUGUAAAUAAAAGUAACUACUUUUGCCAAGCUUAA
Molecule: messenger RNA, 1321 nt
Organism: Mesoplodon densirostris (Blainville's beaked whale)
Lineage: Eukaryota; Metazoa; Chordata; Mammalia; Artiodactyla; Ziphiidae
Gene: TXNL1
Product: thioredoxin like 1
Exons: 8
Coding region: 247-1116 (289 amino acids)
Source: RefSeq, a predicted model, not a curated record